AUGUUUAGCGAACUGCCUCAAUUUUUGUUUUCCCUUCAAGGCUUUCUAUUGAUGAUAAUUCUUGUUGUAACGCUGUACGUCAUUUCUUGCCUUUUGUUCCCUGAUGUUUCCGUUUCUGAUUUGGAGAAGAAAGCCGUUCUUAUCACGGGAUGCGACAGUGGUUUUGGUUACGAGCUCGCAAAGAAGCUCGAUUCUCGAGGUUUACAGGUUUUUGCUGGGUGUCUAACUUCAGACGGACAAGCAAAGCUGAGAAGUGAAUGCUCUCGAAAACUGACCACAUUACAACUUGACGUUACAAAUGCGAGCGACGUGCAGAAUGCUUUGAAAGAAGUAAAUUCCCACCUGCCUCCCCAAGGUAAGUGAAAAGAACACGCAAUCGUUUAAACAGUGGAGGACUCUGCGAACAUUGACGAACUGAAAUUAUAGCUCUUGAGCAAUUUCUUGCCACCGAAAAAUGUCAAUUAAUUAUGCACAAGAGGAGAUUUUUGCGGCCGUUUACACACAUCUCUGACAUCUCCAGUUGAUCUGAAAACAUUCAUCAAAUAUUACGUAAUAUUGGGGCAGGCCGGUAUGGCCCAUCUCCGAUGAGCUUUUGCUUUUGAAUAUCUGUAUCACUUUGAGGACUCACCGUUUUUUUCUUACCUUUGAAGAAUUCCAUAAAAUUGUAUUCACCCCUGAAGACUACCAUAAAAUAAUUGGAUCAACCCCUGAAAAUGCCUGAAAAAGGUACUCUUUUGGGGGAACCUCCCUCUAUGGAUCAGUAUAGGGCCGAAUAACCCCCCACUGAGGUUUGGUUGGUCCCAAGCCCUUCUACUCAGGAACCUGCAGCUUGCAAACAAAUGCAUGUAAUUUUAUGCCCUCCAAGAAAGCACUUUUAUAAUAGUAAAGAUCUUAUAUAAAAUGCACAAGGAAAGGAGGGUCCUGAAGGUGUAAAAUGGGAAUUGGGAUUUGGACUGGGAAAAUGGGAUUUGGUUGCUGGGACUGGGAUUUGAGUGAGAAAAAAAGGCAAAAUGGGAAUGGGAUUGGUGUUUUGUUAGCAUAUCAGUGGGAUCGGGACACUGGUUAGUGGGAUUUGGAAAAAAAUGGUGGCUGGGAAACGGGAUUGGUAACCCCCCUUCAGGACCCUUGGAAAGCAGUAGUCUGUUCCAGGCUCUCAGAUAGGCCUAGAUACAAAUAUCGCAAAAAAUGACCUAAAUUUCUUUCUAGAAGUUCUCAUAAAAUUCCUAAAUUUCUUAAAAAAUCUUCUAAAUUUCUCAGAAAUAUCAUUUUUUUCUAAUGUUAAUUUGACCCAUUUUUGGCUUUAUAUCAAUUAAAGAAAUGAAAAAAAAUAUAUACAUUAUUAUUUGAAUAGCAAAAGAUGUGUAUUGCAGGGCCUUCUCUUCCUCUUUGUUCUUGUUCACUCGCCUGUACAAUUUCCACUUCGAUAACUUCCGCCAUGUUGACUGAUUGAUUCCACGUGGCGUCGAAUUAAUUGGUAGGUACUUUGUAUAUGGUGCAUCUUAUUGUACUGCAGAAUAAAUCUGCUGAAUUGGUAGUAUCGCUGGCUCGUAAAAGGACACGAAAUUAAUAUAAACUGUUUUUUUUGCUCUUAUGAAGUAUCUUUUUUGUGAUAAUUGCUCUAAAUAUCACUUUUUUUUCUAAAUUUCUCAAUAUUUUCUAAAUUUCUCAAAAACUUCUAAAUAUCUCAAAAAAUAUCGCGAUAUUUGUAUCUAGGCUUACUCUCAGAUGGUAGGGAUGACCUGUAAGUGAAAUGCACGCAAAAAUAUAGGUGCGUGAUCUGGGAAAAGGUGGGGGAACAGUAAAAAGUUUCCUUCCAGUUACGUCUCCUCUUCUUUUAUUUUUGUGUUUGCACUUUCUCAAUUUCGGGGACCAGUCUAUGUCGGAGCCUGGAACAACCCAGGAAAGCAGUAAACAUGCGGUGAGUGUUUUUUUGCAGUUAAAAUAACAUGUCUUGAUGUACUUUUAGGUUUGUGGGCUAUAGUGAACAAUGCUGGGAUUGGACCUGUGGGUCUUAUUGAAUGGCAGAAUGUAGAAGAAAUGAAGCAUGUUCUUGAUGUCAAUCUCUGGGGGAUGGUAUCAGUGACCAAGGCAUUCUUGCCACAGCUUAAGAAAACCAAGGGACGCAUUGUUAAUGUAGCUAGUACAUGGGGAACAAUUUCGCUCCCCUCUGUAACAGCAUAUUGCAUAUCAAAGCAUGGUGUUCAAGCAUUUUGUGAUUCUCUGCGUCGAGAGGUAAAGCAGUUUGGUGUUUCUGUUCACAUUUUGGACCCUGGUAUGUUUAGAACCAACCUGGCAAAUAGUGAAGUGGCUAUAAAGCAGGUAGAGAGGUUAUGGGCUAACCUUGAUGUGGACACAAAGAAAAGUUAUGGAGGAGAGUUAAAUUUAGGUAAGUAA
Messenger RNA from Porites evermanni, 2394 nucleotides. NCBI's taxonomy places the organism in Eukaryota, Metazoa, Cnidaria, Anthozoa, Scleractinia, Poritidae. The record is from the annotation of a GenBank genome assembly.